UCGUAUCGUUUGGAACGAUUUUCAAUUCGGUGGCAACAUUCUCGCCACACUUCGGCAAUGAAUUUGUUCAGUCAAAUUAGAUUUUCGUACGAUUCGGAUGCAAAAAAACAAUAAAACGGCCUGGCACAAACGCUGGUGUAGUUCAUGUUCAACGAGAAGAUACAAAAAUAAAAAACGAAUUCUAAAAAAAGAAUACAAAAAAAAAUGUUUUAAUCAAAUAAUAAUGAAUGCAAUAACAAAUACUAAAUAAAAAAAAAUUAAAAAAAGAGUGUUAUGUGAGACGAAGACGACGACAACGACGAAACGAAGAAAAGAAAUAAAAAAUUUUCUAGUGCACACAAAGUGAAGAAGAAGAAGCAGAGCUUAAUACAAAAAGUGCGCAUAAAUAAAGAAAUAAAUAUGGAAAUGAAAAAUUAUUUGAUUUAAUAGAAUACGAGCAACGACAUAAAGUGUUAGUGCUGUAGGAGGAGGUGGCAGAAGAAGAAGAAGGUGGUGGCAAGUCAAUCCAUACCCCAAAAAAAAAAGAAAUAAUAACAAGAGAAAAAUUCCAAUUGGAGUUCGUUUGUCGUCGUAGUGGAAUUUAUAUAUUUUUUUCCUUCUUCUACUCGCAUUAAUUGUAUGUGUGUGUAAUUGUUGUUUUUGGCUCGUCAACAACGACGACGACGGCCACGAUUACUACGCUACGAUAACGGCUACGACGACCACGAAAACGAAUUUUACGUUGACUGAGGUUGACGUUUACGUUGACGGCCCGAGUGCGCGCGCGUCUCCGUGUGUUUUGUUUUAAUGUUGUGCUAUUUGUGUGUGUGUGUGUGUGCGUGCAUUAAUUGAAAACACACAUUAGUGUGAGUGUUUCUGGUUAAGAAUAAAAUAUUAAACAAAAAAACCGACCAACCAACAAAAAAAAAAAAAAAGAAUCCAAAUCGAAAUAAAAUAUAACAGCAGGCAAAUUGUGUGGAGGCAUUGCAAGAAGAAGAAGAAGAGGAAUACUAAGAGAGUACUGUUUUUGAUGGCAACAAUGUUUUUAUGUGUGGCCUCUCCCCUCUAACGGCCUGCUGCCUCUCUGUUGAUGAUUUAAGCUGGAGUGCCAUGAAAAAUUGUGUAUUUUGAUUGUCAAAGCGCCAGCCCGCCGUCUUGUGGCAACCAACAAUUUGUUGUGUAUUGUUAUUGUUGUACUAUUGCCUCUCUUUCUCUCUUUACGCUAUUCUAAUGUUGUUAUUAAUUUGUUGUCAUUACUAUUUGCUGCUGCUGCUGCCACCAUUAUCAUCACUACUGUCGUCGGUCGGUUGAUAGUUUUUCCUUCAUGUUCGUUGUUCGUUACUUUUUUGCUGUGUAUUCUUGUUGUUGUGGUUGUUCUACGACGACGACAAAAAUAGUAUCUACGAAAUAAAAUAAUCAUGAUUAUACUUUAAAAGAAGCAAAAAAUAAAAAUUGAAAUAAAAUUAAGCAAAAUCAGAAAUCAUCUACAAUUCGUGUAUUGUAUUAUCACUAUCUGUUCUUGUUCUUAGUGCUGUUGUUAUUGUUGUUGACAACCAACAAAUCACAACAACAACAACAAAAUAUUUAACAACAAAACUAUAACGACAAAUAAAGUGCUAAUUUUAUGUGUUUUGUUUGUGUGCAGCAAAAAAUAAAAAAAAAUCAAAUCAAGUGAAAUAAUAAAGACAACAAAAAUACGGCAGUGGCUGUUAUUGACCGAGGCGGAUUAUUUACUUGACAACGAAGUAAAAAACAGAAAAGAAAAACAAAAAUUGCAAGAAAAACUGUGUAAAAAUUUUUAAAUACCCUCGCGAACUGUUUUUCUGUUGUGUCAUUAAUAAAUAAAUAUAAAAAACCACUUGUGCGUGUGUGUCUGUGAAACGAAGCAUCCAUAACCUAUAAUAAACAAGAAAGAAACAAUAUAUUAAAGUGGAAUAAUAAAAAAAAAACAAACAUACAAACACACAUAUUUAACAAGAACUUCCCAACGCAAGCAGCAAAGUGGAACAUAAACAUCCACAACACUGGGUUUAUCAACAUCAUAAACGACGUAUAUUUUGUACAAAAUAGGAUUAAAAAAUGACUUCACCGGAAGAGCGAAUAUCAACACAUGAUCUUUCCCGCGAUUCUGGUACAAACGAAAGAUUACACAUAACACCGGGUACUUUGGAUUUCAGUCGAGUUCAGCCAGCCACGGUGGCAUCGGAUUUAGAUCAGCAAAUUUUAGAGUUGAAACAGAAACAAGAAUUACAAAAACAAAUGCUAUUCCACACAUUUCAAGAAAAGUCCAAGCAAUUGGAACUUCAGCACAAAUUGCAAUUGGAACACAAAUUUCAUUUUGCGGUGCAUUCCCAUGGCGCUUUCCAGGAAUUGCAGGAACAGAGAAUUGUUACAGCCGCCGUGGAGGAACAACAGCAGCGCGAACGACGGGAACGGGAGCAGCGUGAACGUGAGGCUGCCGCCAUGGUAAAACGCAAAGAGAACAGUGCAAAUGCCAGUCCGGAGGUUAAGCAAAUUCUAAAUUGUUUCAUAUUGAAUCGCAAACAGGCAGCAUCCUCGCCAAAUGGCAUGCAAACAACAUCACCCUAUCGCAACAGAAGUGUUGUCAAAAGUUCAUCGGGUGAAUCGCUGCCAGCCGGAGCCGUUACCAGUUCUCAUCCCUAUAAAAUUCCCCAACCACCGUUACUCAAAUAUGAAACAGAUUUUCCUCUGAGGAAAACUGCAUCCGAACCAAAUUUGCUAAAGAUGCGCCUCAAACAGAGUGUCAUUGAGCGUAAGGCCCGCGUCAGUGGACCGGCCGGAUUGCGUCGCCAUGAACGUCUAUUGCAGGCCCAGCGAAGGCAGCAGAAACAGAAUUCAACCAUAACAAAUUGCAAUAGUACUCCCGACUCCGGUCCAAAUUCCCCACCAUCCUCCUGCAUGUCAUCAGCAUCCGCUGGCAGUAUUGUUGGUCACAGUCGCGGCUCUCCGACCAAUGCACCCAUCCAGGAGGAGAACGAAGACGGCAGUCAUCACUAUCAUUCGGGUCAACGAAGCAGCAUCAACGAUUUGUCUCUCUUCAGUUCACCAUCCAUGCCGAACAUUUCACUGGGACGACCUCAUCUACCAAAUGCUCAUAGCUCGGCUGCUGUUAACUGUGCCAUGUUCGCUGCCUUAAGGCAACAGCAUGCUGCCGGUAUACCACCCGUAAGUGGGGGUGGUAGUGGUGGAGGAACACCGUCUGCCGCCGGUGGUCAUCAUCCAACACCGCCCACAUAUUAUAAUCCUUUGGAUGUCGCUGCGUUUGCCAGGCAAACCAAUGCCAUGAUACCACCUGGAACAAAUUCAGUGGCACCGGCAAGUGUGGUGGCAGCCGCGGCACCUCCCCAAUCGCCGGUGGUGCGUUCAGCUUCGGCCACUUCCACGUCCUCGUCACAGGCCUCACUGAUUGGAGAUGUGGCGCCUCCCCUGGCCCAUGCUGCAUCGACUGGCUGUGCAACUGCCCUAAUGCAUGUGGCUUCCACCGGUGGCAUACACGCCGUUGUGGCGGCCCAUCACUCACCAUCCUCGUCCUCCUCCUCGGGCACACUGUAUGGCCAGCCCAUAACGGAUGCCCAGGUUGCCCAGGCCCAUCUCAAUAAGCAGGGUCACCGUCCCUUGGGUCGCACCCAGUCAGCGCCCCUGCCCCUGGGUCACCCAAUGUUGACGGGCAGCUCACAAAUCAACAUUGCCCAGACUCACUACGAGAACAGUGAUGCUGAACGCCAAGCCUACGAACAACAUUUGCUACUCACCCAAAAAAUCCGGCAGACUGUCCUCACGCGCAGCGGUGCCGUCCGUGAUACUCAACAACUACUCAAAGAGGAAGAAGACGCCGCCGAAGUAAUGGAUCUCACCGACAAGAAGAAACCUCCCAAGACGGUGCUCACCAGCACCGUGGUAACAAGUACCUCACAAAAUCUCCCCAAUGCAACGGUGGCACCGGCCUAUGCCGGCCCACCGCCCGCCUGCAUACCGAACAAACCGAACAAGCUGAUGCGCAACAAGGAGUACCUGGAACAGCAGCGCCAGCUGUUGUACAUGCAAAAUCUGCAAAUGGACGAUGCCAUAGCCCAAGGGCUGAUACGGCCACUGUCGCGCACCCUCUCCUCGCCCCUGGUCCAUUUGGGUCCCCAUGGCGCGAGUCAAAUACCCGACACCGGCCAGGCCACCCAUGUGCCCCAUGCCGGACCCAUUGUCACAUCGUCCUCUGCCGAUCACAUACCACCCGUAAAUCUCUCUCUCAAUUCCUUGCAUGGACGUAAUCUAAUCGAUCUAUCGCAUAGAUAUGGCAGUGCCACCGUCACCUCAACGCCCCAUGAAGUCAACCAAAACAAUUUGCCGCCCGGCGGUGGUGGGCCGCACAAGGUCACCACUGGCCUGGCCUAUGACAACCUGAUGCUGAAACAUGCCUGCAUUUGUGGCAACAACAGCAUCCAUCCGGAGCACAGUGGCCGGCUGCAGAGCGUAUGGGCACGUUUGAAUGAAACCGAUUUGGCAAAACGAUGUCAUCGUUUAAGAUCUCCCAAGGCCACAUUGGAGGAAAUUCAAACGGUACACACAGAGGCGCAUUCUCUGCUCUUUGGGUCGAAUCAAUGCCAAUUGGCGAAUCGUCAGAAAUUGGAAACUGCAGCUCCCUCGGCCAGCUUUGUUAGGCUUUCGUGCGGUGGCGUGGGUGUCGAUUUGGACACCACCUGGAAUGAACAUCAUACGGCAGUGGCGGCCCGCAUGGCUGCCGGCUGUGUCAUUGACUUGGCUAUGAAGACGGCCAAGGGUGAUUUGAAGAAUGGUUUUGCCGUCGUCCGACCACCUGGCCAUCAUGCUGAGGCGAAUUUGGCCAUGGGUUUUUGUUUCUUCAACUCCAUUGCGAUAGCAGCUAAAAUUGUGCGACAGCGGGUGCCGGAGAUUAAGAAAAUUCUCGUUGUCGAUUGGGAUGUCCAUCACGGCAAUGGAACACAGCAGGCCCUCUAUUCAAAUCCGGAUAUUUUAUAUUUGUCAAUACAUCGCCAUGAUGAUGGCAACUUUUUUCCCGGUACUGGUGGUCCCACAGAGUGCGGCACCGGUCCCGGCCUCGGCUACAACGUCAACAUUUCCUGGUCCGGCGCCCUCAAUCCGCCCCUGGGCGAUGCCGAAUACAUUGCUGCAUUCCGUACAAUUGUGAUGCCCAUAGCACGAUAUUUUAAUCCUGAUCUUGUUUUGGUCUCAGCCGGCUUUGAUGCCGCCGCCGGUCAUCCAGCCCCAUUGGGUGGCUAUUUGGUAUCGCCCGCCUGUUUUGGUUACAUGACACGCGAACUAAUGCAAUUGGCCAAGGGUAAAGUGGUAUUGGCUCUGGAAGGUGGCUACGAUCUGCCAGCGAUAUGUGAUUCAGCCCAGGAGUGUGUUCGAGCAUUGUUGGGUGAUCCCCUAUCACCGAUAGCGGAGAGUGAAUUGAAUCGGCAGCCAUGUCAGAAUGCCAUCGAUACGCUGCAAAAGACCAUAGCCAUACAGUUACAACAUUGGCCCUGUGUUAGACGUUAUGCCCACACGGUGGGCAUGUCGGCCCUGGAAGCUUUAAAAAUUGAACAUGAUGCCUCCGAUACGGUUACGGCCAUGGCCAGUUUAUCUAUGCAAACUUUAAAUAAAACUCGUUCUUGUGAUGAUUCCGAAGAGCCCAUGGAUCAAGACGAAUCGAAAUAGACAAAUUUUUUUGCACAUUCUAUUUGGAAACCAAACUAAAAAAAAAUGAAACGAAAAGAGAAACUAAUUUUGUUGUAAAAGAUAUAUUACAUUUUUGGCUGGCAGGCACACAUGUACAUGCAUACACACACACGCAUAUGUUUUUUUGAGUGAACAUGAUGAAUACUGCCAAAUAUUUCGAUGCGAAAAAAUCAUCGAAAAAGAAAUCAUAUUUUUUUGGAAGCCAUCAACUUAACAUCGUUGCCUUGAAUUUUUUAUGCAAAAUACCCAACGAUGUUUUGGAAAACAAUUGAAAUGGCAUUGUUUUUUUGGUAUUUGUAAAUUGUUGUUGUGGUGACAAGCCAACACAUCAACACAAGCAAACAAACAAAUAUUUUUCCUACUACUCGAAUUUCCCCCUGGACUUAAGGCUAGACAAUUUAGAAAAUGAAUUUUUUGGUUUUUUUGAUACACGAAGGGGGGAAAACAUGUCUGGAAAUGUCUGAUCGCCGCUCCCCAUAAAGCUAAUGCUAUAAUAGUAGUUUAAGAUACACAUUCAUUGUUUUCAUAAUUAUUUUUAUUUGUAUUUUUUUUUUUAAAUUAAAUUUUACUUCUAAUUCUUCUUCCUCUGCAACUUGUCGUCUGUUGGACUGCAUAAAAAUACGAUUUAUGCGGCAUUUAUGUGUUUCAUAUUUCUUUUUCUUUGUUUUGUUGUAAUUAUUAUACAUAUUUAUAUUUUUGAUAUAAAAGAAAAAAUAUUUAUAAACAAAAUAUUCUCAUUAAGUCUAAACAAAAAAAAAAACAAAACUAAACUUUGUACAAAAUUGUGAAGGAAAUUUGUUGGGCGGGGAAAGUCCCCUUCCCAUGCCCUUGUAAUUGUUUUGAAAGAAAACGAAGCGAAAUUGGGUUUUAUGUUAAGUGAAAAAAAAAAAGAAAACGAAAACAAACCAACUGAACAGGAGAGAUUGAAUCUUAACAAAUAUUUAAAAAAAAAUACUUUCUUUGUUUAAUUUAAUUUAAAUUAUUAUUUUUUUAAUUUUAAAAAUUAGUUCAAAACACCACUUCUUAAAAACUUCAAUGUAAUUAAAAAACAAAAACUAAAAAAUUGAAACAAACACGCUUUAUACACACACAGAUUGCAAAACUGUGGGUAUAAAUAAUAAUAAUAAUUUAACUCUAUAUUUAUAUAACUAAUGAAUGUAUAAACAAACAAAAAAAAGAAAAAAUGAAAGUGGCUGUGCCACCCACCUCCACCACAACCAUACACCCACUAUAUACACAUAAACAUAUUAUAUAUAUGUAUAAAACAAAUUGUAACUAUUAUCUAUAUAUUUACCAUCUAUUAUUAUUAUUAUUACUAUUCUAUAAUCAUCAUUUGUUUUAGUUUAAUUAACCAUUUUUUUAUUGAAAGCAUUUAAAUUAAAUUUGAAUGCAAUAGUUUUUAAUUAAUAUUAUUAUUAUUAUUAUUAUUAUUAUUUUUUUUUUUAAUUUGCUAUAUAUAUAUAAAUUAACCUAAUUAAUAAAUUAAUUAUUUUUAUUUUUCUUUUCGUCUAUUUUUUAAGUAUCAUUAUUUUAGUUCAAUGUCUUUUGAUUUUUUUUGUAAAAAGUAAGACACAGAUAUGAGGGAGGGAGGGAGGGCUUUGCUGCAGGUGUUGAUGGAAUGUCAUCAACCUCCAUUCUCUCCCUACCCACUGUGUUGGAAAUUGAAAAACAAAAUAAUAAUAAUUUCUACAAACGAACAAAAAAUGUGAA
Messenger RNA from Musca domestica (house fly), 7404 nucleotides. RefSeq names its product histone deacetylase 4 (gene HDAC4). The record is from RefSeq and is a predicted model, not a curated record. NCBI's taxonomy places the organism in Eukaryota, Metazoa, Arthropoda, Insecta, Diptera, Muscidae. The transcript has 14 exons. Gene Ontology annotation, cellular component: histone deacetylase complex. Gene Ontology annotation, molecular function: histone deacetylase activity. Bases 2059 to 5673 code for a protein of 1204 amino acids. Gene Ontology annotation, biological process: chromatin organization; negative regulation of transcription by RNA polymerase II.